Messenger RNA from Leptomonas pyrrhocoris, 1928 nucleotides. RefSeq names its product putative Moz/SAS family acetyltransferase. The transcript has a single exon. Gene Ontology annotation, molecular function: histone acetyltransferase activity. Bases 99 to 1928 code for a protein of 609 amino acids. NCBI's taxonomy places the organism in Eukaryota, Euglenozoa, Kinetoplastea, Trypanosomatida, Trypanosomatidae. The record is from RefSeq and is a predicted model, not a curated record. Gene Ontology annotation, biological process: regulation of DNA-templated transcription.
AGUGCUCCCAGCACACGCACCCACCUCCACCUCCAUCACCGAGAGGCUUAAGCAUAAACAGCAUCGCACCAGCAAAACUCUGCUCAGCACCUCCGCACAUGGAGCCUGGCCAGGUGUGCCGCCUGCAUUUAACUGACCGCACCGGCUCCUCUCCUUCCUCCUCGCGGGUGUCACCUACCCCCACCUCCAGCAGCAGCGAGGAUGCAGCGAUCACCGUGACAGUGGUCGUCGUAGCCGUGCGACGCCACGCCGAGGACCCCCACCGUCUCCUGCACUACGUCCACUGCACCCACAUCGACCUCGGCGCGGAACUCGCGCGUCAGCGCAAAAAGGCGGCCGCGUCGGCGUGGCACGGUGUGGCCGUCGGUGCGAUUGGCUGCGGCACGAUGCACCGCCGCAACGUACUCCGUGUGUCCACGAGCAGCUUCGUCUCAAGUGACGGCUACCACUACCGCUUUGAUGGCUGGUACGAAGCGUCGGCGUUGCAGUGCGUAGAAGAUGCAUCGAUGCCUUCCUCCGCUCCCCCAAGUAGCGGUGAUCCGCAGCAGCACGUCACCGGGCAGAACACAUGCGACGACGCUGCUGUUUCCUCCGCGCUACCGGAGACGCGGAACAACCACCACCUCGUCUCCGCACAGCGCCGCCCUGUGGCGGAAGAGUGGGUGGCGGCGAUGGAGCGGGACACGGCGGUCUGCGAGGUCGUCUACCUGUGCUACGCCUUUCAGCCGUGGUUUCUCUCACCCUACACCGCCCUGCAGUACCUCGCCUUGCCAGAGGAGGAUGUGUGCCACUCCGCCUACUGGUGUCACCGCUGUCUUUCCCCAUUCUUCACCCGUGAGCAGUACUACGUGCACCUGGAGGGCCAGUACUGCCUCCUGCGCGGCCCGCCCGGUCGACUCUUUUACCACGACGAGGACCGUGGCUACAAGGCCUUCUUGAUUGAUGGCGCGAUGGACCUGCACUACUGCCGCUGUCUUUCCUUGCUGGGGAAGCACUUUAUCGAGAGCAAGCUGCUGGCCAACGACGUGGACCUCUACGAGUACGUCGUGGUGACGACACCGCGCGCCUCUCUCCCAUUUUACGAAGACAGCGGCGUGACGGCCGAGGAGUUCAGCCGUGCAGCUGCGGACUUCGACAAGGAGGACUGGGAUGGCGAUGCCGUGAUGGGCUACUUCAGCCGACUGAAGCACCACCCCGACCACACCCUCUCCUGCAUCGUCACGCUGCCGCUCUUCCAGCGCCGACGGGUGGCGACCUUUUUGCUGGACACCGCCUACUGGAUGACCCGCGAGCGGCAGCGUCAAUGCGGACAGCCGCGGUGCUGCGGCCGCGCUGGCGGUGCGAUCAGCCGCCCGUUCUCUCCGCACGGUCAGUCGCUGCUUCUGUCGUAUUGGCGGCGUGCGCUGCUGCGUGCGCUGGACGACGUGGCACCGCGCCGCCGCGCCUCGCGCACGCCGCAGGCCGAGCCCACGUUCACGCUGCACGAGUUGCGAGACAAGAUGGACAUCGCCAUUCACGCCGACGACUUGGAGAUGCUGCUGCUGCAGAGCGAGUUCACGUUUUACGCCGCGUCCGGUGGGCGAGCCGUCGGGGGCGACGAGGGAGACGAGCAUCGCCGUCGCAACGGUGACGGGGGCGGGGUCCCCCCGACCUCUCCGCCGUCCUCGAAGAAGCUGCGCCGCGAGCUUCUCACGGGCGGUCACGGCGUGUCGCCGUCUUCCCCCUCUUCGCCGCCGCUGCCGCCGCCGCAGCUUUUCUCGGGUCAGCGGUACACAGCUACGAUGGUGCUGGAGGGCGCGCUGCUCGACGCCGCCCAGCAGCGACCCGCCAAAGCGUCGCGGAGCACACUCGCGGUGUUUGAGAAGCGAUGGCUGCUGAGGGACGCGCAUGGGGUUUACGCGUACGACGUCUCGCAGUUCCACUACUGA